This is a messenger RNA of Baudoinia panamericana UAMH 10762, 300 nucleotides long. RefSeq lists its product as uncharacterized. The coding region runs from base 95 to 295 and encodes 66 amino acids. The transcript has a single exon. Lineage: Eukaryota; Fungi; Ascomycota; Dothideomycetes; Mycosphaerellales; Teratosphaeriaceae. The record is from RefSeq and is a predicted model, not a curated record.
AUGUAGUAUGGAGCUUGCAUGCUGACGACGAGUCCGCAUUGGCGGUUCAGACGCGGUUUAUCAUGCAACUUAGCAUCCGCUGCUGAUGCGCAAGAUGCAAAGGUAUGACGGUCUGAAGCAAGAAGGCGUCUGCCAACGAGCGCAUGCACGUAUCCGUCAAUCCGAGAUCGAAGCAGUAUUACUCGUCAAGACAAGGACCGACGAUGUCAUCUACAAGAGACAACGCAUGCGUAAGAGUACAGCAGAUGCGAUCAGCUCGGGACAGUCCGCGUCCAUCAACCAUAUGCCUUCGUGAAACUU